CAACAGCUUGAACCAAAUCCCUUUUGUGUGUGUCAACACAUUUGGUUAAUAAACCUGAUUCUGAUAAUAAGAUAAUAAGCUCGUGGUUUGAACGUGACCGGGUGUAGCCGCCGGAGACGCGCAUGCGCACUUGCUUGCGCUGAUGUGGGCGCCUUACUUGCGUGGCCUUUGAACUCCAUUGUUGUGUCGCGGGUGACGUCAGCGCCGUGUGCGCGAGGAGGCUGGCAGGCGGAGAGCGGCGUCGCGUGCGCCUGGCUAGACAAAGGCGGCGGAGUCCAGGCAGCGCGCGAGACGAGACGCGGCGAGACCAGACGCUGCUCUCUCCUGCUGUGUGUGUUUUGUGUGUGUAUUUAUUUUUAAAGGGGGGAAUUUCUACUUUCAUGGAGAUGUAAAGAAUCGCGCCGGACGCGUAGCUCUCGAGUCAUGGGAAAGUAGAGAUUUCCCCGCUGCGUCUUCGCUCCGGCGUCUGCCUGUUUCUUUUAGAACCACAAAUUUCUCUGAACGCCCCCCAAAUUAGCACACUCGGCUAACACCGUGUAGCCAGGACUUCAGUAUUCCUUCUCCAAGGAGCGGAAGCCAAACAGAAAAGAAAAAAAAAACAGUUUCCCGUCCCGUCUGAUGUGUGUCCGUGGGCAGCAUGCCUAGCCCCUUGUUCCACCCAGAGAUCAUGGACCACGACGUGGUAGUGAGCGCGCAACAGACCGGAGUCGCGCUGCCGGGAGAUCCGGAACCAGAGGCCCGGGACGAGGGACACCAGGAAGCCCUGCGCUUCGCCAUCGAUCAGUUCUCUCUCAUGGCGCUGGACAAAGUGGAUUCUGUAGACGGAACCACGACGGGCAACGGGUCCGAGAACGGCAGCGGCGGAGGAAUCGGAGGAGGAGGCUACGUGGACCUGUCUCUGCUGGAUCAUCCGGGCGGCUCCCGCGGCUCGCCCUCGUCCUGUUCCCCGUCUCCGGAAUACUACGGCACGGGCGGCUACCACAUGGCCGCGCACACACACCCUGUCCUGGGAGACCAGAGUGGCGCGCUGUGCAACCGCAAGAGGAGCGUCAACAUGACCGAGUGUGUGCCUGUGCCCAGUUCUGAACAUGUCGCCGAGAUUGUUGGGAGACAAGGUUGUAAGAUCAAAGCCCUCAGAGCCAAGACGAACACUUACAUCAAGACCCCGGUGAGAGGAGAGGAACCCGUGUUUAUAGUGACAGGCCGCCGGGAGGAUGUGGAAAUGGCUAAGCGCGAGAUCAUCUCUGCAGCUGAUCACUUCUCUAUGAUUCGUGCAUCUCGCUGCAAAGCCGGAGGAGGUGGCGGAUCUUUACCCGGACCGCCACACCUUCCAGGCCAGACUACCAUCCAAGUGCGUGUGCCUUACCGCGUUGUAGGGCUGGUGGUGGGGCCUAAAGGGGCCACGAUCAAGCGCAUCCAGCAGCAGACUCACACGUACAUUGUGACACCAAGCCGAGAGAAGGAUCCCGUGUUUGAAGUGACGGGAAUGCCAGAGAAUGUUGAUCGGGCACGGGAGGAGAUUGAAACGCACAUAACGCUGCGCACCGGCGCCUUCGUCGACUUACAGGGCCACAACGACUUUCACACCAACGGCACCGAUGUUAGCCUCGAAGGCCUUGGUUCGCUGGGGCUUGGGAGCGCGCUGUGGGGGCGCGGAAGCAGCUCUGGUCACCAUACUGCACCCCCACCUCCUCCACCACCACCUCCUCUCCCUCUUUCCAUCCACCACUCAGGCCGCAAGCUCUCCUCAGCAUCCUAUCACAACGGCGGCCUGGCUUCUGAGACGUACCCGACCAGUCGCAGACCCACAGACAGCGCAAGUCCUACCAGUCCAUUCAGCACAGGCAGUGGUGGCGGCGGCGGCACCUUUACCUUCAGCAACGACCCUGCACCUGGCAUUGCACCCACUGCUGAUGAGCUUGGCUUUGAAUUCGGCAGCAGCAACAUCUGGGCACCACUGGCAAACGGCAACAAGCAGACUCAGCCUCUCCGGCGCAACAGUAGUGGUCUGAGUGGAGGCACGGUCACGCCACGGCUCUCACCCACUUUGCCAGGUGACAGCUCAGCGCUGGAGCACCCACUAGCACGGCGGGCACAAAGUGACCCUCUAAGUGCACUCUCCUGGCUUCACACGGGUUCGUCAUUCUCAGGGGGAAGCAGCAGCAGCAGCGGUGGCAGCACCACGGGCUACUCCUCCUGCUCAGCGUCUUCGCUGCCCGGUGGCUCGCCGACCGACUCCGAGGGUGGUGGCAGCGUGGGGGCCGGAUCCGGCAUGCUGGGCCGUUUAAAGGCUACCACCCUGAGCAGCAUGAUUUCGGGCGGCGGCAACAGGGACUGCUUCGUCUGUUUCGAGAGCGAAGUCACAGCCGCUCUUGUACCCUGUGGCCACAAUCUGUUCUGCAUGGACUGCGCAGGGCAAAUCUGCCAGUCACCAGAGCCCGAGUGCCCUGUGUGCCACACCCCAGCAACGCAGUGCAUUCGCAUUUUCUCUUAAUGGCACACAUUCACCGGGGUGCUGUUGUCCCCAGCCCUGAAGAACAAACCCCACUAAUUUAGAAAGUCUACAGUAAACUAUAUGGAGAGAGGAAGAUGUGUACCCUGCCUACAUAGGAUUGAUAAUAUUUACUAUAUUAAAUAUGACACUAUUCUGAUGUUGAUUUAUUAUUAAUAAUAAUAACUAUGAUGAUAAUGUCCAUAUUAUAAAUGACUCGUGUACUUAUCCAAGGCUGUGGAAUCAGCAGGUCAGCAGUGUACUUUAUUUUUUUCCCCUUUGAGAUGGACGAGGAGGCUAGAAACCAGUGUCUUUAUAUAUCUGUAGGCAUUAAUUUGAUCUACCGCCGAUGAGUCUGUCCAUGUGUUAUACAUUCCCCCCUCCUCUUCAUUCUUGCUUUUGAGCAGGCUAUUUUUUUGCUUGAGACUUUUUCUACUUGCAGAUAUUUUCCGAUUUAAGCUGCAUAGGUCUGCACUUUUUUCUAAGGGUUCAUUUUGAGAACUUUGAGAGGGACGGGAAAUGCAGUCUGUUUUUAAUCCCGCACGUUUUGCAGUUUCCGUUUGUUUCAAGAGAAAAUUAAACGUGCGAGACUGCGGGGCCUGCACACUCGUCAGACCAAAAUAGUACAGAAUUAUGUUUUUUUUUUUUUUUUUUUUUAUAUAUAUUAUCGAUGAAGAAUAAAACACUUAAUAUUUAUUCAAGUUAAGAGUUGAUAUCCAGCAUAAUGGUUAAUGUUCAAUAUUAUGUAGGUAGAUAGAGUAGUUAAUGUUGCAUAAGAAAUAUCAUAAUGCUAAGAGGUCGGCGUUCCGCCCGUCUUUGUCUCGCAAUCUUAAAACACUUCUACUCCUGUCCAGAAGAGGGCGCUGUAUACCCUCACACUAGAACACACUGUUCCUGAGGACUUUACCCAGGGUUGGACACGCCAUAUACACUUCAAUAUCAGACACACACACUUUUGUAUUUACUUCUCUGAUCAAAUAAGUUCAGGUUUGUUCAUUCCAGUUUCGUUUCCCAUCCCGGUGGGGACCCACUACAGCACCAUAGAUACGGCGGAGUCGCCUUUCACUCCACGGACAACUUUUAUCUGUUACACUUUUAUUGUUCUUUUAGGAAUUCUUUUUAAACUUCGCGUUCUUGUAGUUGGAACAGGACGGAUAUGUCCUCCUUCAACUUCGCGCUGUUCUGAAUUACUGAAUUCUAGCAUAGAUAGGACGUAACUUUGCAAGAAUGUUUCUUCUUUCUCUGGAUGUGUGUGUGUUUUUGGAGGAGCAAAAGGUGAAGAGUGGGAAUUUUUUUUUUAUUAUUUUUGAACUUUUGGUGGACCGUUGUAAAUCCAUCCCACCUUUGUGCACUGCGACACAUUGCAAUGUUCUUUCGGUCUCUGGCCAGCCUGGAGAAACGUCGGUCUUCCGCCCUUUCCACAAGGCCUUGCUCUUAAUUCAAGGGCGAAGGUUCUUUGCUGUAAUCCACCCUAGAGCUCAGACCCAUUUCCAUGUUUUGCCUCUUGCUGUUUUUUUGUGCUUUAGUCGGAUAAAAAGUUUGCACCAGUAGCCCAGUGAAUAGCUUAUUAUUUGUAUUAUUAUUUUGUUCCCUCGCGACAAGCCAUGACGACACCGUACAGUCAAAAAGGGCUUCCUGUGACAAUUCAGGUCUCUUUCAGUUACAAUAACCAGGAUUGAGAACCAAUCAGAACCUGGCAGCUAUGUUCACCCAGGGCUUCCAUUCACUCUGUGCUACAUGUCCGAGAGCCGCAGACGAGGUUUAGACGUAGGGUCGCAGUCCCGAGCUUAGAACCGACGCUUAGAAGCGGUGGCUUUGGAAAAAAAACCCUGGCGCCGAGGUUAAAAGGUCGGAGGUCAGAUAUUUUUUUUAUAGUUCUGGUUUAGAUGGUUUUAUCUGUGUUGUCCAUCAGUUUCAGCAGUCAGGCGUGUACGAAAGCCAAGCCUCAAAAAUGGUCCUUCAUUUCUCCCAUGUACCUUUUGGAAGAGUCUUUUCCCCUAUGCCCCCUUCCCCUCUUCAUCUACGGGUACAUGAAUACAGGAUGUUGUCAAACAACUCUGUAUUAUCGGUUCCCUUUCGGUUCAGAUUUCGAGAGCAUUCGGUGCCUUCGUGGUGCAGAUCACUACUGAUGUUCAGUCUGUUUCUGAAGCGCCUGCCCUAGUUAUAGUGCGAGACUGUGUUCGUAACAGGGAUCCAUCCGCGUCGUGGUCUUAGUCAUUUUAUUUCCCUUGCUGUUUCUCGGUUGCAGAAUGUUACAGAAAUAAAACGAGGGAACAAAAACAGGUUUUAAGUAUUUAUAUGAGCCUGUGCAGCAUCUUUUCGGACUGAGGGUAGCAAGUUCAGUUUUCCAGAUAUUUUGGGGACAUCACUUGAAAGGGGUUUUCUUCCGGAGAUGUGCAGUAGCAGAAUUGGUUUUAAGGUACAGAAUUAGCUUCAUGUCAGUAGCGUGCUGUAAACGUCCCUUACGAGAACGUGCGGUCGCCUGAAGCUCCAGGUGUCGGUCACUCAGCGAGGAUUGAACUCAAUCCGUCACUCCGGACCUGGACACAGACGGUGCCGACUCGAGAUGGGAGAUUAGAUAGUGUGUAGCCCCUUCUUAACCCUCAUUCCCUCUUCCUAAGGUUUAUAAACAGGGUUUACUGAGGAAAGCUCGCAAGGGAGAUCUGAUCUCGGGCAUCGGACUGGCACCAAGCUGCCACACUCCCAUAGAUCAUUUGGCCCUGUAACUCUACUCUUCUCUUCUUUAGUGUUUUUUUUUUUUUGUUUUGUUUUUUUUUGGGGUUGCUUUUAAUUCUUUUAUACGCAAAACCAAAAGUCGUUUCAGUAACCAGGUUUUGGGCCUGACUGUAAAUACCCUGAAAAACAAUCAUUGGGAUUUUUUUUCCAGCCGUAAAAAAAAAAAAAAACUAAGUUUAGUAGUUUUUAAAACAUUAUUAUUUGUAAGUGAACUAUCUGCAUGUCUUGAAGCCAUCAGGCAUUAGCUAAUAAUUUUUCUAAAAGGUUAAAAAAAGAAAAUGGGACAAAAAAAAGGAGAAACUUUUUACACAUUUUAUUUUUACAAUUUAUUUGCUUACUUUUAACCUAAAUAUCCCAGAUUAUAAUGUGACCCUUUUAUUACUGCAAAUUUAUCUUUAUUUUCCAUAUUUCUGUUUUUUCCUGUGUAAAACAUAUAGGCAAUUUAUAACAAAAUGAGAAAAAUUAUUGAAGAAAAUUUAAAAUCGAAAUAUAUUUUAUUUGAAAGUUUAUGGACCUUUUAACCGCGAGUCGGAACAAUUGUAUACGCGUUACAUUUUGAACUGACUUGACGGUUAUAAGAAAUGUAUCAAGAGUUUUAUUUUUUAUGCUUCUUUAAUAAAAUCUUGUUUUUUGUUUUCUUUUUUUACUGUAAAACAAUAAACCUCAGUGUCUUGGUGCUUUUCAUUUAGGUUACUGUAGGACCGCGCGAAGGCUUUCGGUAUGAGGAAUCGGGGUUCAGCCAGAGGAGGCAGUGUUUUAUGGGCAGUUCUCCGAAUGCGAGAUUGCUUCGAGUCUUAUGAAACUCACAAAACACAACUUUAAUAAAGGUGUUUGUGUUAAAGUGCACCGUGGGACAUGGAACUGUUCGCAGUUUCUCGUUGGAAUUCUGGUAUAAAACCUUUUCUUUUUUUUGACAUUGGAACUGCAGUCUUAAAUGUGACCCCUAGGAGGCACUAAAACCCAUUAAACACUAGCACUAUAUACACUAUACUGUACACUUGUGCCUGGCAUGGCCUGCAUAUAUAAAUAUAUGAAAUGUACAUUAAAUUACUCUGUUCCAAAAAUGUGUGUGCAGACGAGGUAGUUGCCUUGCACUUACUUAAUCAGCUUAAAGAUGACAAAUACAAUAAGUAGUGCUCUUACCUUUUGUUGAGGAUUUAGCUACCGGGGGAACCGAGACCAUUUCUCAGAAACCACAUCUCCAGCGUAUUUAAUUAACCAGUACACACAGAGACUUGCUUUUGUCUUUUGUUUCAAUCACAAACUCAUGGAAGAAAUAGUUAUGGCUUCUGUGACCACAUUUUAUUUUUUCCACAUGUUGAAAAUUGGAUUUAGUUGAUUUUUCUUAUUGUUGAAUGCAAACAGCAUCAAUAAAUUGCAGUGUUUUCUUUCUUCA
Molecule: messenger RNA, 6623 nt
Organism: Silurus meridionalis
Lineage: Eukaryota; Metazoa; Chordata; Actinopteri; Siluriformes; Siluridae
Product: RNA-binding protein MEX3B
Exons: 3
Coding region: 638-2494 (618 amino acids)
Molecular function (GO): RNA binding
Source: RefSeq, a predicted model, not a curated record